AUGACUGAAGCGUAUACAAGAAUAACAGAGAUUUCUACCCCUUCUGACCAUCUUGAGGUCAAAGGGAUGGCAAUGAAUGUUUAUAAUGCCAUCAAAAAGGACCCAAAGCAAAUGAUUCCAUUCUGUAUGAUUUGCAAUGCAUUGGAGAUCAAGGAUCCAUUCCAAGUGUAUCAAGACAUCAAACGUGAAGGUCUCAAAAUAGACAAAGAGGAUGUCAACAUCAUCUUCUCAUCAGUCCUAGGAUGUAUUCCAAUUGUUGGACCUCUGCUCCAAGGUGUGUUUGCAUUGUUUUGGAAACGUGCAUCACCAUCAGAUACUGUGUCCAAGGAUGAGUUGAACAAGAAGAUGGAGGAGUUGAAGAGGAAUAUUAUCGGUGUCAUUGAUUCAAAGAUCCAGGAUAGUGAGAUCAGAACUUGGACUGAAAACUGUCAUACUGUUCUCUUGAAUCUGAGAAAUUCAUGUACAUCAUUGAAGGAAGACCUGUCCGCUCUGAUCUACAAGUUGGACAACAAGGAGACCAUCACCGGCGACUUCUUAACUGAUAUCCGCACCCAGAUCAAGCUGACCCUGGAUCACAGCAAGGAACUCCUCACCUUUUGUUCCAAUCCCAAGUAUAUGAGAUAUGUAUUAAGUUACUACAUUGAAGCAUUGUUCAUUACUAUCUCAAUAUAUGGUCUCAUCAAUGCAUUCUGGUACCAGUUGAACUAUGAUGAGAUAUAUAUCUCUGGAAGGAAGCCCAAUCGCAAGUCACCAAAGGGUGUCAAGUCCAACAAUGAGAAGUUGCAUGACGUCCUGAUGCACGGCCUGUCUUUGAUAGGACAUCACGCCCAUCCCAAUGAUGGAUAUGGGUCGUUCGUGGAGAAUGCUCAUAUGCUUCUCAAGAGUGAUGUAUUCAUGUAUCCUCUGCCACUGAUAAUGUAUGAACCAGGUGAGGAAGAGAGUCAGGAGGAGAUGAUGCCAAUGCCAGACAAAGUUCCAGACAAGGUGAUCAAGUUGCCCUCAAAGUCCACUGCUUACAUCAUGCGAAUGGAUGCACGGAAUACCUUCAAUUAUCGAACGUUUAAAAUCAAGGGUAUUCACUAUGAAGAUGACAGGUAUCCUUCGUAUGAGCCACUCACUGGAUGUCUUGGCAAGUCGUUCUUGAUUACUGGUACGCGAGCUUAUGUGAUCAAGUUGGACCAGCCAAGGAACAUCACCAUUAGGCUCUACGGUCGCUACUUCAAGGGUGACAAGCAUUUGAACUUUGAGGGUACCGAUGGUUCAGGCAAGGCUUUCAAACAGACCCUUGAUGUCACAAAGUACAAGUUUGGAUCAUUGCAACCUUACGUCGAAAGACAACCCGAUUUACCUGAUCUGUUCAAGGCUGGAUAUGCAGUAUCCAAGCAAUUCAAACAGGUCAAGGAGAUGACCUUCCGUUUUAGUUCAAGUACGGUCAUGCACUAUUUGUACUUCAUGGAGUUCAUGGUUACCCUCAAUCCAGACCAGUACCCUGAAGCC
Molecule: messenger RNA, 1497 nt
Organism: Acytostelium subglobosum LB1
Lineage: Eukaryota; Evosea; Eumycetozoa; Acytosteliales; Acytosteliaceae
Exons: 3
Molecular function (GO): toxin activity
Source: RefSeq, a predicted model, not a curated record